Kogia breviceps (pygmy sperm whale) is the source of this 1994-nucleotide messenger RNA. RefSeq names its product general transcription factor IIH subunit 3 (gene GTF2H3). Gene Ontology annotation, cellular component: transcription factor TFIIH core complex; transcription factor TFIIH holo complex. The record is from RefSeq and is a predicted model, not a curated record. Gene Ontology annotation, biological process: regulation of DNA-templated transcription; nucleotide-excision repair. Lineage: Eukaryota; Metazoa; Chordata; Mammalia; Artiodactyla; Physeteridae.
CGCCGGAAGUCGGGGUGCGCCGUAUCCCGGAGGCCCGCUUGACUGCAAGUGGCUGUUCGCUGAGGGACACGGGCAGCUAUGGUUUCUGACGAAGAUGAAUUGAAUCUUCUGGUUAUCAUAGUUGAUACCAACCCAAUUUGGUGGGGAAAGCAAGCAUUAAAGGAAUCUCAGUUUACUUUAUCGAAAUGCAUAGAUGCGGUGAUGGUGCUAGGAAAUUCUCAUUUAUUCAUGAAUCGUUCCAACAAACUUGCUGUGAUAGCAAGUCACGUUCAAGAAAGUCGAUUCUUAUAUCCUGGAAAGAAUGGUAGACUCGGAGACUUCUUUGGAGACCCUGGCAACCCUUCUUCUGAAUUUACUCCCUCAGGAAGUAAAGAUGGAAAAUACGAGUUGUUAACAGCAGCAAAUGAAGUUAUUGUUGAAGAGAUCAAAGAUCUAAUGACCAAGAGUGACAUAGAGGGUCAACAUACAGAAACUCUGCUGGCAGGAUCCCUGGCCAAAGCUCUGUGCUACAUUCAUAGAAUGAACAAGGAUGUUAAAGAUAAUCAGGAAAUGAAAUCAAGGAUAUUGGUUAUUAAGGCUGCAGAAGACAGCACGUUACAGUAUAUGAACUUCAUGAAUGUCAUCUUUGCAGCACAGAAGCAGAAUAUUUUGAUUGAUGCCUGUGUGUUAGACUCCGAUUCAGGACUCCUCCAACAGGCCUGUGACAUCACAGGGGGACUGUACUUGAAGGUGCCUCAGAUGCCCUCCCUUCUGCAGUAUUUACUGUGGGUUUUUCUUCCUGAUCAAGAUCAGAGGUCUCAGUUAACCCUCCCACCCCCGGUUCAUGUCGACUACCGGGCUGCUUGCUUCUGCCAUCGAAACCUCAUUGAAAUCGGCUACGUGUGUUCUGUGUGCUUGUCAAUAUUCUGCAACUUCAGCCCUAUCUGCACUACAUGCGAGACAGCCUUUAAGAUUUCUCUCCCUCCGGUACUGAAGGCCAAGAAAAAGAAACUGAAAAUGUCUGCAUGACAGUAAAAAUUGUUUCCCCAUCACUUAGAGCUAUUAAUAGAAAUUAUAUGGCAGAACCUUUGUUAGGAAGGCUCUGAAAAAAAUAGAGAUAUGUGUAAGAUAAAUUUUAAUGAACUUUCUUACAGGAAAUAUACUAAAACAUCAUCCUCAUCCUAUGCUUCUUGGGGGCUGAUUUAUUUGAGGGAGUCAUUCUAUGCAAUAUACCCUAAAUUUUUUUCUGACUGGUUUUUGUCCAGAAAUGGAGGAAGAAAGCACAAAUUUGUGAUUUUUUUUUUAAAUGAGGUGAUCAUUUGUCAAAGCCAGUCUGUCCUGACUAAUUAUAAGCGUCAGAACCUACCAAGUCUAGGUUCUUACUGUGAAAUGUAUGACGUGAAAUUUGACCACAGUUUUGGAAAAAGUGACUAUUUAUGGAGUAAUGGCAUUAAGAUAGAACAUGUUACUUGAGUCAACACUUCAACAGUAGUCACACAAAUAAAAUGCUUGUUUUCUAGAUUGAGAUUUAGCUCCAGAUAUUAGCAGAUAGUAGUCUUUUGUCUGACAUUAGUACAUGUUUGGUCAGAGUUAUCCAAAUGAUAGUUUGUCACUGAGUAUCUCUAAAAUCUGAUUUCAGAUGAGUAAGGAGAGUGAGUGCAGUAGUCUGGUGGGAACUUCUUCUUUAAGAACAGUUGUGUGAAGAGCUUAUUCGUGAAAGCCAGGGUCUGGAUUCUGAGGGGGAAUUUCUUGGGGAGAAUGGAUUCUGUACAGAGAAGUGCUGCCCCACAUAGAAUUCAUCCCUUUGUUAAUGAGGAGGGGGAAAGCAUUAAUACUGGAGAACUGUUCUCUAGAAGCUUUGGACUUAAUACUGAAAAAUUGUGUAAGUUCAAAAGAAAAAUUAUUUGCAACAAUAAAAAACUUAUUUUUCUAUGUAACCUUGAAGUUAUUAAAAGUCCUUUUAAAUUCCAGCAGAGUGUAGGAAGCGUUCUUAGGAAGGGUGGCCAAUUUAAUUU